AUGAACGGGACUACUCCUUCGCCUAGCCCGGCGCCCGGGCCGAAAGCUUCGCCGCGUUCACGACCUUCUGCCUCGCCCGCUGCGGGCACGAAGCGCAAAAGAACUGGCGGUACAAAAUAUUAUGCUGUCAAGAAGGGAUUCACACCGGGGGUUUAUGAAGGGUGGCAAGAUUGUCUAGCUCAAAUUACGGGAUUCAAGGGCGCAAUCUUCCAAUCAUUUCUCACCUAUGAAGACGCCAACGCGUUUCUAACAGGCGGCAAGAUCAGUGGAGCUUCCGCGCAAAGCUCCGAGCCCAGAUUCUACGGCAUUCAACGUGGUCGCGCGCCCGGGGUAUAUACAGACUGGGCCACAGCGCAAGACCAAAUCCGCGGCGUUACAAGACCGCGAUAUCGGAAAUUCUCGACGCGCGAAGAAGCAGAAGCUUUCGUGAAAGCAGGAGGAGCACAACGGGUUCCACCCGCGGUCGGGUUUGGAGAAGUCAAACAGCCAGCCGGAAGUCAUGGAAUCGAAACUGAAAACCCCAAAGAUCCAGACGGGAUAGAAUACCCAGCUGGAGAUGGACCGUUGCCACGCGGGGCGGAAGAUGGAUUUGAUCCGAAUGUUAUGCUGGACCCGGCGACAGGCAAGGUCGUUUACAAGGACGCUUCUAAGAAGGUGGCUACUAAGACACAAGUGAGCGGGAUACCGGGGAUGCUGCGUAUUUAUACCGAUGGAAGUUCAUUGCGAAAUGGGACCGCGUUGGCAUCGGCUGGAGUUGGGGUUUUCUUUGGACCAGGAGAUUCAAGAAAUGUUUCGGAGCCAUUGAAAGGCAAUCGCCAGACCAACCAGCGCGCGGAGUUAACAGCGAUUCUUCGGGCUCUGGAUAUCGCUCCUCGGCAUCGCGAUGUAACGAUCGUGACGGACAGUCGAUAUGCAAUUGACUGUGUAACCGUGUGGUAUAAGAACUGGCAACGCAAUAACUGGAUGACGAAAGACGGCAAACCAGUUGAAAAUAAGGAUCUAGUGGAAUCGGUCCUCGUGAAUAUUGAAGAACGAGUGCAACUGAAAGUGAAGACGUUAUUCGAAUGGGUCAAGGGCCAUGCGAAAGAUCCUGGAAAUGAGGCUGCUGAUCGGUUAGCAGUGAAUGGAGCUCACAGAGGUGUCGCAGAGAAGGCCGAGGCACUGGAAGCCAGUCGCGACUUACCUGAUGAGCUGUUGGAGGAGGAUUUCUGA
Molecule: messenger RNA, 1212 nt
Organism: Penicillium waksmanii
Lineage: Eukaryota; Fungi; Ascomycota; Eurotiomycetes; Eurotiales; Aspergillaceae
Product: RNA-DNA hybrid ribonuclease
Exons: 3
Coding region: 1-1212 (403 amino acids)
Biological process (GO): DNA replication, removal of RNA primer
Molecular function (GO): nucleic acid binding; RNA-DNA hybrid ribonuclease activity
Source: RefSeq, a predicted model, not a curated record